Terrapene triunguis (Three-toed box turtle) is the source of this 2864-nucleotide messenger RNA. RefSeq names its product divergent protein kinase domain 1A-like. The record is from RefSeq and is a predicted model, not a curated record. Lineage: Eukaryota; Metazoa; Chordata; Testudines; Emydidae. The coding region runs from base 146 to 1363 and encodes 405 amino acids. The transcript is spliced from 6 exons.
CCGGGGGCCUGGCUCAGGAAACGCUACUACGCUCAGGUCAGAUACGAUGCAGGCAGCCAAAGUGUGAGCUUUCUUACACUGGCCCAUUGCUGACCUGAGCCCUGAUUUGGAGGGACCACCUUCUAUAAGGGUUCGCUUCUCAUAUAUGCGAAUGAAGUAUCUCUUCAUCUCUUGGCUAGUAGUAUUUAUUGGCAGCUGGAUUAUAUAUGUUCAGUACUCCACUUACACAGAGCUAUGCAGAGGUCAUGACUGUAAGAAAAUAAUAUGUGAUAAAUAUAAGACUGGAGUUAUUGAUGGAUCAGCAUGUAGUAGUCUUUGCGCUAAAGAAACACUGUAUUUUGGAAAAUGUUUGUCAACAAAACCCAAUAACCAGAUGUAUUUAGGAAUCUGGGGUAAUCUACAAGGUGUCAUAAAAUGCCAGAUGGAAGAAACUAUUCAUCUUGAUCUUGGAACUGAACUGGAACCAAGAAAAGAAAUAGUUCUGUUUGAUAAACCAACUAGAGGAACUACUGUUCAGAAAUUCAAAGAAAUGGUAUAUGGUCUUUUUAAACGAAAGUUGGGUGAACAGGGAAAUCUUUCUGAACUGGUUAAUCUCAUCCUGUCAGUUGCUGAUGGAAACAAAGAUGGUCGAGUUUCCUUACCAGAAGCAAAGUCAGCAUGGGCUCUUCUGCAGCUAAAUGAGUUUCUGCUUAUGGUGAUCCUCCAGGAUAAAGAACACACUCCAAAAUUGAUGGGGUUUUGUGGAGAUCUCUAUGUGAUGGAAAGAGUUGCAUAUACCUCUCUCUAUGGAAUAAGCCUUCCAUGGAUCUUAGAACUUUUCAUUCCCUCUAGUUUCAGAAGAAGCAUGGACCAGUGGUUUACUCCAUCAUGGCCUAGAAAGGCAAAAAUAGCUAUAGGGCUUUUAGAAUUUGUGGAAGACAUUUUCCAUGGACCUUAUGGGAAUUUUCUUAUGUGUGAUACCAGUGCCAAAAACUUGGGUUAUAAUGAUAAAUAUGACUUGAAAAUGGUGGACAUGAGAAAAAUUGUGCCAGAAAUUAAUUUGAAGGAAUUAUUUAAAAAUCGUCACUGUGAGUCUGACUUGGACUGUGUUUAUGGUACAGACUGUAGAACUCUAUGCGACCAAAGUAAAAUGAAAUGUACCACAGAAAUAAUUCAGCCCAACUUGGCAAAAGUAUGCCAGUUACUAAAAGACUAUCUGCUUCGCGGUGCUCCGUCAGAAAUACGCGAAGAGUUAGAGAAACAACUGUAUUCUUGUAUUGCCCUUAAAGUCACAGCAAACCAGAUGGAAAUGGAGCAUUCUUUAAUACUAAACAACUUAAAAACUUUAUUGUGGAAGAAAAUAUCCCAUACAAAUGAUUCUUAGUAUCUUUAACCACAGAAGAAAACAUUGUUGCCACUAUAGGAGAUUUACCACUUUUUAUCAAAUGCAUCUUUGGCAUUUUUAAAAUAUUUCUUCUUAGCUCAGAAUUCAUUAACUUUCCUAACUCUUACUCCAGCAAACACUGCUACUAUAGUGCUUCUCAGAGAGAAUGUGCCACUUAAUGAAUUGUCUGGCAGAAGUUACAAGAGCCUUGUGGUUAGAAUGCUCCAUCAUGGAAAUAAACCAUGUGCUUGCCCUCCCCUUGCACUUUGGCAGAAGACCCUAAACUGGGGUCUCCUGCUGUCAAUAUUCACUGUGCUACCAUAUUGACUAAUUUAAUUUUUUUUUAAUGCUGUGACUAGCAUCAUUCAUUUGUAAAUAUCCACUGAGAAUUAUUUUUUUCCAAGUAGUGUUACAAAUGCUUGCCAAAAGACCCACCGCUAUUAGAAAUAAUGUGCUUGAGUCCAAGAGACUCUUUUGAAUGAACUGAACAUUUUGAGGAUGAAGUUUACUAAUAACUUAACAUGGCAAAAUUUGCACAAUGGGAAAUUUUUAAAUUGCUAAACUCAGUGUGACAAUUAAAAUUUAUUCCAGAAAACUGGGUAUUUUAGUAUGAGAGAUUUUUAGUUAGAUUUUGUUUGCAUACACCUUUUUACCUCAUACUUACAUAUAUCUUGAAUGUUAAAACAUUAGCUGAAAGUUCUUAAUUAAAGGUCCUGGUACAACAUGCCAUGUUGGGAGCUAAGAAUUUAAAAUAUGUAUUAUAUAUUUAAAAAGUUGCAUAUACUAGAGCAACAAUAUACCAUUACACAAUGGGGAAACAGAGAAACUACAAAGCCUGAGUCUUGAAAGAUAUAAGGAAAGUUAAGCAGUAGCCAGUUUUGAAGCCAGGGAUUUUGUGGAUUAGGUGAUUCUAAAAGGGUGAGGAGUUAAAGAACUUUAAUAGUUUUGGUAGCUGCAGUGUGGUAGCCUUUAUAAUGGAGAUUCUCAUAGUAAAUGUUUAGAGUCCUUAGUUUGACUUAAGUGAAGUAUCUAACAAACUACAUUUCUAACACUGAUGUAGUCUAAAAGUUUGAUUUUGUAGCUAAGGCUGUGUGGCAAGAUCAGUCUUGCAUUUACUUUCUCCUGGUUUACUUUAACAAAUGUCUAAAUUAUAGCUAGGCCUAAGCCACAGGACAGAAUCUAGAUCCUGAUCUGGAUUUCCCUAAAUUUUGGAAGUGUUCAUUUAUGUAGUUUUUUGUUUCUAUUUGGGUCCAUCUUUACCCUCAGCACUAAAUCAAUAAUUAGUUUAUUACUGGAAAUAUUCUCCUUGGCAUGUUCUUGUUUAAAUUUUUGCAGGAUGCUAGGUUUAUUCUCUGCAGCUCUGAAGCAAUGAGUGAAUACUAGACUUGGAUCAUGAGGGAAAUAACUUGUGAUCUCAUCUUAACUCCCAUUUGUCCACAUUCUACACUGUUCUUGACUGCUCAAGAGUGGCUCAAGUCACAAAUGAGACUUUGCAGAACUC